This is a messenger RNA of Miscanthus lutarioriparius, 1056 nucleotides long. The record is from the annotation of a GenBank genome assembly. Lineage: Eukaryota; Viridiplantae; Streptophyta; Magnoliopsida; Poales; Poaceae.
AUGGGGGUGGGGGCGUCGAGCGUGGUGGCGCCGGAGGGGUACGGCCAGACGUCGCUGGGCGACAUGCCGGAGAGCUGCGUCGCGGCGGUGCUGCUCUACCUCGACCCGGCUGAGAUCUGCCAGGUGGCCUGCCUCAACCUGGCGUUCCGGGGCGCGGCCUCCGCCGACUGCAUCUGGGCCGCCAAGUUGCCCGCCAACUACAGGUACCUCGCCGCGCUCGCGGCCGCGGCCGACGACGACGACUGCGGUUGCGAUGACGCGGCCGAAGGCAGUGAUGGCAGGUGCUGCUCCUCUGCGGCGAUCAAGAAGGAGAUAUACGCGCGCCUCUGCCGGCCCACCCCGUUCGACGGCGGCACCAAGGAAUUUUGGAUCGAGAAGAACAAGGGAGGUUUCUGCAUGUCCAUCUCCUCAAAGGCUAUGUCGAUCACAGGGAGAGAGGAUCGGAGGUAUUGGAGCCACCUAUCCACAGAGGAAUCAAGAUUUCACAGUGUUGCCUAUCUUCAGCAGAUUUGGUGGCUUGAGGUAGGUGGGGAGAUUGAUUUCUGCUUUCCUGCUGGUUCAUACAGCCUAUUCUUCCGGCUCCAUUUGGGCCGACCGCACAAGCGUAUGGGCCGCCGAGGCCAUGGCUCUGAGAAUAUCCACGGUUGGGACAUCAAACCGACACGGUUCCAGCUCUCAACUUCAGAUGAUCAGCACACUGCAUCAGAGUCUUACCUAAUUAACCCUGGAAGAUGGAUCCUUUACCACGUCGGUGAUUUCAUCAUAUCGAGUUCAGAUGAGGUGACGGAACUCAAGUUCUCUAUGAUGCAGAUUGAUUGUACGCAUACAAAAGGCGGCCUGUGUGUUGACUCGCUUUCCGGUAUUGCUGACCCCCUUCAAGAGCAAGUGUUCGUUAGAACUGCUGCUGGGUUCGAUGUUUGGUCUGACCAAUCCUGUUCGAGUCUCAGGCUUGGAAAAUUCAGGUGCCACCCCAGCGUCAAGCAGACAAGCGCUGAAGCACCCAUGGAUAGCGAGCGUGCGCCGAUGCACGACAGCAGGGAUAAUGUUCUAGUUUAG